GUGAUAUCAAUCCGCCUCUGACCCUAGAGUCUGACGCUCUUCAAUUCUCUAGGGUUUCCAACGCCUCUCCGUAUCACCGUCCAGUCAUUGAUAUUUUACGUCGCUAGUUUGCGAUCAACUAACCUCCGACACCGGCACGACCAUCUAAGUGGUUGCUCGGAACCCCACGAACGGCAUUAUAACGAGGAAAUUAGGAACUGGCGGUCUAGCGAAAGCAUCGCACUUGAGAGUGCUCACGAAGUCGUUCUAGUCAUACAGCUCCAAAGUUAGUCUGAUCAUUAGACAUUCUCAAGGCAUGACGUCCGGUUAGUGUCAGAUACAUUUUCUCCGAAGAAUCGCCGGUUGCCAAGAUGAUGGACAGUAAGUUGGUCAGAAGGUUUUCCUUCAGUCCGAGUAAGAAGGGGCCGUCGACUCCCAAUAGCACCUCCAAGCGCAAAGUCGGCUUAGCGGGUUCCAAAUUGCCUCUGCCGGGAUUCGCGUCUCCCGUAGCGCCUGAAGAUGAGGCCACGUCAUCAGGCACCUCUCACGAGUCAGCCAGCCGCCACACAACCGGCACUCCGAACCUCUUGUCCGCGUUUAGGCCGUCUAGGCAGCCGACCAGCCAUGCACCUGCACCCACCCCGCCUCUCGGUAGUCAGUCAGGCCUAAAGCCAAUAAUGGUCCGCGCGUCGAGCCCUGGCCCCAGCAGCAAUGGCGCGCGCGGGGGCGCCAUGCCAGCGCCACGUGUCCACGCGCAGCCCCCCCCGCGGCAGGUGUCGUUCGCGCCGUCGACGCGGUCGCACCCGAUGCUGGUGCCGGAGAUGGCGCUGGUGCCCAACCCUCUCGAGAACGAGAACGUCCUCGUCACCGUCCGCUUCCGCCCGCUCAGCUUGAGGGAGAUUCAGCGCGGCGAGGACGUCGGGUGGUACGCGGACGGCGACAAAAUCGUGCGCAUGGAGUCCAACCCCGCCAUCGCCUAUGCCUACGACAAGGUGUUCGGGCCUGCCACGACGACCCGAGGGGUGUAUGACGUGGCAGCACAGCCCGUCGUAUCUGCUGCGAUGGAAGGAAUCAACGGCACGGUGUUCGCGUACGGCGUCACGAGCAGCGGGAAAACGCACAGCAUGCAUGGCGACCAGAAGUCUCCCGGUGUCAUUCCGCUGGCCGUGAAAGAAGUGUUCAGCAUCAUUCAGGAUACGCCUGGGCGCGAGUUUCUCCUGCGAGUGUCGUAUCUGGAGAUCUACAACGAGGUGAUCAACGACCUCCUCAACCCCGCGGGGCAGAACCUGCGCAUCCGAGAGGACGGGCAGCACGGCACGUUCGUGGAGAACGUGAAGGAGGAGGUGGUGCUCUCAGCCGCGCACGCCCUCUCUCUCAUCGCUGCUGGAGAGGAGCAUCGGCACGUGGGAGCCACGCACUUCAAUACUGCCAGCAGUCGCAGCCACACCAUCUUCACCCUCACCGUUGAGAGCAGCGGGCGGGACCUGGACGGGUACGAGGAGGUCACCUACUCGCAGCUGAACCUGAUCGACCUGGCGGGGUCGGAGAACAGCCGGGCCACCACGGGCAACAACGUGCGGCGCAGAGAGGGCACGUUCAUCAACAAGAGCCUGCUCACGCUCGGCACGGUGAUAUCGAAGCUAAGCGAGCGCAAGCAGUCGCACGUGCCGUACCGAGACUCGAAGCUAACUCGCCUGCUGCAGACGUCGCUGAGUGGCAACGCGCGCAUCUCGCUCAUCUGCACCGUCACGCCCGCCUCGGGCACGCUGGAGGAGACUCACAACACGCUCAAGUUCGCCUCGCGCGCCAAGCACGUGGAGAUCCGCGCCAACGCCAACAAGAUUCUGGACGAGAAGUCGCUGAUCAAGAAGUACCAGAAGGAGAUCCUGGCGCUCAAGGACGAGCUCACGCGCCUCAAGCAGGGCAUCACCCACGCCCACCCCGACCUGCCAUGGGGCGCCGCGCCUGCCAGCGGCGGCGGGGGGGCCGACAUGGGCGGGCAGGACCUGGCAGUGCUGAGGGAGAAGUUGGAGGCGGACCAGAUGCUGCUGCAGUCGCGGCUGGAGGAGGAGGAGGAGGCGAAGGCGGCGCUGCUGACGCGCAUCCAGCGCCUCACCAAGCUCAUCCUCGUCUCCUCCAAAGCCUCCUCCGCCUCCAAGCCGCCCCCCGCCCAACACGCCCCUCCCACCGGCCGCCUCAGGCGCCGCCUGUCCUUUGGCGAGGAAGAUCUGGCGUACCUGAAGCAGCGGCGCAUGGACCUGGGCUUCGACCUCUUCGACGACGCCAUGGGCGGCGGGGGCGCGGGGGGAGGCGCGGGGGACGACCUGCAGCGCCUGGGGGGCACGCUGGGCGCAGCGGGGUCGCGGUCAAUGAGCAUGCACAGCGGCGGCAGCGGCAGUGCUAGCGGCGCUGCUUCGCCCAGAGGGACAGGAACGGGCGCAGGGGGGGGAGGGGAUGACGAUGGGGGGCCCAUGAUCCUCAAAUGGCUGCGAUCCAAGAAGGACGGGGGGGGCAGCAAGGACAGCGAGGGCGACAGUGGGCUGCACUCGUCCCUGUCUGGCAGUGAGAACGUCGACCCGCUCUUCGCUGCUCCUGGCACGGACGGCCCCAUGGAAGGCAGAACGGGCAGCGACGGCGGGCAGUGGCUGACGCGGGUGAGCAGCGGCUCGGGCAGCAGUGAGGAGCAGGCGGGGGGCGGGCCCAAGAUGAUGCGGGCAGUGCGGCGCACGGCGUCGCUGCUCAGCGUGGACGAGGCGGGCGCGGGAAUGGGCAUGGGCAUGGGGGGAGGGGGGCGGUGUGUGGAGACAGUGCGGGCGUCGACACAGGCAGGGGAGCUGUUUCACAUCACAGGCGUGCGCAUCCCCUCGAGCGGCACCACGCUCAUGGACCAGUGCGAGCUGCUGAGGGAGCAGGUGAAGAUCCUGUCAGCGGAGGUGGGGUUCCACACGUCCAACCUGAGGCGCCUCAUUGACAAGGGCGAGAACACGCCGCAGGAGCAGCAGGAGAUCGAGCGGCUGCGGGUGGAGCUGGCGGGCAAGCAGCAGCAGCUGCGCGAGAUGGAGGAGCUCAUGCGCCACAGGCAGGCCGACCACCACCCCCCCGCUGCCAGCAGCGUGGGGCCCAAUGAUGGGGCGGGCAUGGGCGCAGAGGCAGGCAUGGGCACGCAGGAGCAGAUGGCCAAGACCAUAGCGAAGCUGAAGGCAGUGCUGAGCGAGAAGACGUUUGACAUGGAGAUCGUGAGUGCGGACAACCGCAUUCUGCAGGACUCCCUCAAGGCCAAGACGCGGCAGGUGCAGCAGCUGAUGGAGGAGGCCAACAUGCUGCGCGUCGAGCUCACACGCGCCAUCACCUCGCGCAACGGGGCUGCCAGGGGGCAGGGGGACGAGGCGGGCGAGGGGGGGGAUGGGGGUAGCACGGAGCCAGGGUCAGGUGGGAGCGGCGGUGGGGGGGUGGGAGAGGGCAGCAGCGAGGGCCAGGUGCUGGUGGCGGUGGGCGAGUUGGAGGAUUUGAGAUCGCAGGUGAAGAUGGCGCGCGAGGAGGCGGCCAUGCUGCGGCAGCAGCAGCAGCAGCUCACCAAGGACCUUGCAGGGGCGCGCUCCUUGGCGGUCAUGACCACCUCCUCCACGCCCAACGCCCCCUCCUCCGCUGCUGCUGCUGGGACCAACGGUGCUGAUGGUGCGGCAGCUGCGACGUCGCUGUCGUCGUAUUUGGACGGAGCCUACAUGAACGGGCCGGAUGGGCGGGGUGACGUGAGUGAGCUGCUGCGGCAGGUGGAGGCGGCGAGGGCCAGGGAGGCACAGUGGGCGGAGCACAUGCAGCAGCACCACCUCGUGGAGGCUGAGCUUGCAGCCGCCCGUGCUGAGCUCGCAGCGUUCCGAACCGCUGCUGCUGCAGAGGCAGGAGGAACGGAGGGUGGGGAGGGUGGCGAGAGUGAAGAGGGCGGAGGGGAGGGUGUGAGGAAGCAGGAGGCGAGAGCGGUGGGGGCGGUGGCGGCGCGGCUGGAGGCGGAGAAGGACGCGCUGCUGGCGGUGCGGGAGCGCGAGGUGGGCGAGCUGCAGGCGAGCCUGGCGGCGGCGCAGCAGCGCGAGGCGGCGCUGGAGAGGGACCUGGGCACCAUGUGGGUGCUCGUGGCGGAGCUCAGGGACAUGGGCGGCGGCAGCAGGGCGUCGUCCGUCAAGGACAGCCAGGCCAGCGGCAAGGAGGGUGGUGGGGGCAUGGGAGGGGCGGGGAGCUUCUUGGAUGCGGAGGAGAUGGCGGAGCUGGCGGGCAGCAUUGGGGGCAGCGGCAGGUGGCUGGGGGAGCUGCGGAAGGGGGAGAGCGUGCGCAGCGAGGGGGGGAGCGAGGGGAGUAGUGAGGGCGGGCUCAGUUUGUCGGAGAGGGCAAUGGAGCUGAUCCGAGGGGGGUCGGGGGGCGGAGUGGGGGUGCGGGGGGGGGAGAUGGCGCAGGGGCAGGUGGAGACGCGGGUGCAGGUGGCGGUGGAGCGGGAGACGGCAGGGCUCAAGGACGAACUCGCCAGAAGGAAGGGCGAGAACCUGGCAGGGCUGACGCUGAGGGAGCUGAUGGCCCUGGAGGCGGACAUGGAGACGGCCCUCACCAAACUAGAGGUCGCUAAGAUGAGAGUGCGGGCGGGGGGCAGCACAGCAGGCAGCACCGGCACGACAGAGAUAGACCCGGUAGAAGACUGUCUCCACCAUCAUCAUCUUCUCGAUGAUGAUGCCGAUGAUGAUGCCCUGGGGCUGCCCCCUGGGGGGGAUUAUUUUUGCAAGAACUGUUUCGACGCUCCCAUCUCCACGCAGACUCUGCCGUGCCACCACUCGUGUUACUGCGAGGACUGCGCCCGAGAUGCUGACAUGUGCGCCAUGUGUCUAGCACCCGCCUCUGGCUUCCAGCCCAGCCGGUGACAGCAGACACAGCUGGCAUAUCCUGACACCUGACCUGAGACAUGCCCUUGCAUGCACUGCUUGCAGCAACCGCAGGGUCAAGCAGAGCACCAUACAUGCCCGGGCAUGCAGGGGAAUGUACAUGGCUCACUAAUGUCUGACAUGGCUGGAUUGGACGGGUGCAGCAGCUAGUGUGUCCCGCUGGAUCACCAAGCUGGCGCUGGAGGUUAGGCGAACUGGCUUCUUGUGU
This is a messenger RNA of Closterium sp. NIES-67, 5109 nucleotides long. NCBI's taxonomy places the organism in Eukaryota, Viridiplantae, Streptophyta, Zygnematophyceae, Desmidiales, Closteriaceae. The record is from the annotation of a GenBank genome assembly.